This is a messenger RNA of Harpegnathos saltator (Jerdon's jumping ant), 3872 nucleotides long. It is a transcript of the gene Sms, whose product is annotated as spermine synthase. The transcript has 8 exons. The coding region runs from base 317 to 1417 and encodes 366 amino acids. Gene Ontology annotation, biological process: spermine biosynthetic process. The record is from RefSeq and is a predicted model, not a curated record. NCBI's taxonomy places the organism in Eukaryota, Metazoa, Arthropoda, Insecta, Hymenoptera, Formicidae. Gene Ontology annotation, molecular function: spermine synthase activity.
UUUAAAACGACUAUUCGGCGAAAAAAAAUUUAAUUUGAACAGGUGCUGCAGUCGAUUUAACCAAUCACAGUCGAAUGUGAAGAAAAUAACCGACUGCGAUUAGUUAAAUUACCAUUGUAGAUCGGAAUUUAUCAUCUAUGGUUAUUUCGAGCUACAGCUUCAUACUCCAGCCAUGAUAUUCCUCAGAGGACACUAGCGCACAGCACAAAAUUUUUCUGAAAUUGUGAAUCCCAUAAGACCAACGGUCUUUGUUAAUAUCUCGUCGGUGCUUGAGUUCUGAUCGUAUGAUAAAUAUUAUUGCAUAAUUACAAAAACUAUGGUGGCCCAUACAGUACUUCUGGACUUUACAGUAUCUGGUAGCAUGAUUGCUGAUGUAGAGAAGCGAUCAAAUUUAAAAUCAGCAAUUUCCAAUGUAUUGGCGGAACAUUUUACUGGUCUUAAGCCAUUAACAGAAUCCAAUAUUGAUGGCAGUUUGCUUGUUUUAUACACUGGACCCAGAGGUAGUCUGAUCACUGUCAGAGGAUACACAGAAGGUCUGAUUACCUUAAACAUCGAGUAUUACAAACAGGAUGACGAGGAAGCACUCUUGACUUUUGAGCAGUGGCGAUACUUGGAAGCUGAUGUUGCCAUGGCUUUGAACAGCCAGCGCAGCAAACGUUUACCACCAGUAAGACGAGGAACCAUAUAUGACCUCUAUCUGACGCUAUCAGACGAACGGCUGCUGGAGUAUGACAUCGAUAAGCUCGUGUUCGAGGCUAGGUCGCCAUACCAAAAGGUACAAAUCGUGCACUCCAAGUCACUGGGCAAUUUGCUGGUGUUGGACGAGCUACAGAAUAUGUCCGAGGCGGAUCUCAUAUACACAGAAACGCUGAUGCAACGCGGCAAAGAGAACUAUGCCGGCAAGGAGAUAGUCAUACUCGGCGGUGGUGACGGCGGCUUGUUGUGGGAAUUGCUGAAGGAAAAGCCGAAGUUCAUCACGAUGCUCGAAAUCGAUGACAUCGUCAUGAAAGCUUGUAGUCAGCAUAUGCGAACCAUAUGUGGUGAUUGCCUGGACAAAAGAAAGGGCGAUAAUUAUGAGAUAAUAGUCGGCGAUUGCGUGAAAGCAUUGGCACAUAUGAUCGAAGAAGGCCGCCAGUUCGAUUAUGUCUUCGGCGACUUGACGGAUAUUCCUAUUAGCACAACGCCACAUGGUGAUGCCUGGGACUUCAUUAGACUAAUUCUCAAUUCCUCCAUGAAAGUAUUGAAACCCACUGGCAAAUAUAUGACGCACGGAAACGGUGCGUCCUGUCCAGAGUCCUUGAAAAUGUACGAAGAAGUCCUGUCGCAAUUGUGCGUGCCCGUGACAUUCACGAAGGAUCGUGCCUUCGUCCCAUCCUUCUUCGAGGACUGGAUUUUCUACCAAGUCUCACCGAAAUGAUGGAGUAAAAGAUAUUCAGGCAGAACCUGGAGUGCCAUGCCAAAGCAGCCUCCUCACAGUCUACUACCCCUCUUAUGACCCAAACUAUUUCCUAGUUUAGCUUUGUUAAUUAACGAAAUUAGUUCCUGAGCGAGGCGAAUCAAACUAUCAUAUGAAUCCAAUUUAUUUUAAAACACAAUUAAGUAAUCCGCGUGCGUUUCCUCUCGUUAUAUCUUAUAUUUUUGAAAGAAUCUGUUUUUAUGAUUGAACCGAUGAAUGAAAACGACAGUGUUGGAGGAUAAGUCCAAAGUGAUGAGCACUGACAAUAUAGAAGUAUGGUGUUAUGUAUAAUAAAAGCUGUUUUGGCAUAAGUAAACUUUUUCUUUCACUUGCAAGACUAAAAAAAAAUAAUUUCUCGUGACAAAUAUAACUUGAAUUCAGUAACUCAAAUGGAAUACUGACGGCAUAAUGAUUAUUUACAAAAAAGCGUUUUUAUUACGUACAAAUAGGUAUUUCUACUGUAGAUGAAAAAAUAUUUUUUCUCAAUAAUGUGAAAGUAUAUUUAGUGUCACUAAGUAAUAAACGUUUUAAUGCUUAUCAGCACAAAGAUUAUGAAAUUCGUAGUUGAUUAUCCUACUUAUAAAGGUAGGAUUAAUUUUACAAUAAUUAAUAUGAAUUGAUGUUAAUGUGAAUUAUAUAAUUAUUUCUAUCCAAAUUUUAUCUAUUAGAUACGCGACUAGCGUAUCUAAUAGAUCACUUUCUAUGUUUCUUAAAUUACUAUAGAACUCGACUUCCUCCAUCGCUAUCUCGAUAUCACGAAUAUCAUAUUGUAUGCAAAAUGUAUCUUAUAACAAUUACAUUGUUUCAAAUAAUCGUUGCAUAAAGUACAAUAAGGUACUAUAUUUUUCGUUUUUUUCUUUGGAAGUUUUAAACGAAAAAUUUAGUAUUUCAAGAUAUAUUCCUUUUUACUUGACUACUAAAGAGUGAGUAGUUUUUAUUGUUAAUUCUUAUUAAUUCUUUAUCAGAACUUCUGAAUUGUUUAUUAUACGGACUGUUUAUAGUUUUUCAAUCAUUUUACAUUUAGAAUUGUUCUCGUUUUGUCUUAAAAAAUUAACAGCAAUAAUAUACCCGUGAUGUUACUUGGCAUGUUACAGCCGAUCUAUUUGUCUACGCUAGCUCGUGUAUCGAAAUAUCUAUGCGAUGUGUAUGUAUAUGUGCAUGUGUAUAUAUAUAUAUAUAUAUAAUAUAUAUACGUCGCAUGUACUAUACAUAUACUUUGUAUUGUAAGGCUCGAUGUAAGAACAGUGAGAGUUUUGUCAGGAUAAAUUAUUUUUCUAGCAAACGAUUCUUUUCUCUGAUUUGAACAAUCACGAUGAAGUGAUCGACAAAUAAAGAUACAUACGUACAACUCGAUUGACCCUAAACAGUAUAAAAUAUUUGCGUACAUAUCGGUAUACUAAAUUUAUAUACAAAUUGUAGCGAAAUCUCAAUAUUAUUCUAAUAGAUUCGUCAUGUUGAUAAAAAUGAAAACUUAAUGUUAUUGUUCGAAGGAAAUCGUUAAAAGCGAAACUUGAAAGAAUCGUGCACUUCGCUGUGUCAAUAUCAAAGCUCAUGCGUCGUACUUAUACGGUUUAGGGUUAAGAGGAAAUCAACAAAACAAAUAAAUCUCGUAUGCAGAUAUGAAUAAAUUGAAAUAACGAUCGAAAUAACGAAAAAUAUUUAUCCACUCAUCUUUUAACUUCUUGCGCAAUUUUACAAACGGUAUUAAUUUAUUAAAUAUCUUCUCACAGUAUUAAAAAGCGAUAUACAAAAAAAACGUUUUUAACGUAAUCUGUUUAAAGCAGGUGUGAGAUAGUAAAACGUACAAACAAAACCUAAAUCGCUCCUGUCUAAUAUGGGUAAUUAAUGGAGCUUUGAUAAUAUAUCCUUGAUAACUGAGCACUCUCAAUAAAUCAAUCGAUUAUAAUAUUAAUCGAUAAAUAUAUGCAUACGCACAAUCUAAUCAUAUAUAGUGCAGAGAAAAGUCGAAAUUGCGAUGUGACAAUGAAUAAGAUUGUUCAAUUAUUUACAACAAUGUACAAUCGUCAAUUUUAUUCCUCAGAAAAAAAAGACCUGUCAUAUUAUCGUGCUUUUGUCUGCUGUCAAGAUUGGUAAAACGUUGUAUCAUAUGUUAAAUUCCACCACUCAGCUAACAAUGAUCAAUUGCAGAGGACAGCAGGCAUUAUAAACUGAAAACUUAUAAUUACGAUACAAUAAAUACGCGAUUUUUUAGUAGAGAAUAAACAGUCUUAUAAAUUGUAUAAUUCGGACAUUUUAAGCAACACUUUUUCGAAAGGGCACUAAUCGACUUGUUCGAUAUUUCGUGAACGACGAACACAUUUCUUGUAUAAAACAAAGAAUACCAUGAUGGGUGCAUCUGUCGCCGAAAUACUGAAGUUUAUCGCAAUCGAUGUGCACAAUAAAUUUUUUUCUUGUA